CCCAAAAUGCAAACCAACGCCUUCCAAAUCAUAGUUCCCAAACCAAUGAUCCCCGCACUGAUAAAUCCACCUGCGGUGCACCGCCCUCCUUCGUCGACCCCGCUCCUUAAACCACCACGUGCCAUCUCCAUUUCCACACCCAACGGAGGUACUACUACCACCACCACCGUUUCACCCCUAGACGUGGUCGACGACUCCGUUACCGCAUUCUGGGACUACCAGUUCCUCUUCGUCUCGCAACGCUCCGAAACAACUGAACCAGUGACACUCCGAGUGGUUGAAGGCGCUGUCCCGCCGGAGUUUCCUUCUGGAACGUACUACUUGACGGGACCGGGGAUCUUCAGCGACGACCAUGGCUCAACAGUGCACCCUUUGGACGGUCAUGGCUACCUUAGGGCUUUUAGCUUCGGUAAGACUAACGGGGACGAGGUCAAGGUCGAGUUCAUGGCCAAGUACGUGAAGACGGAGGCGCAGGUGGAAGAGCACGAUCCGGUGACCGGAACGUGGAGGUUCACGCACAGGGGGCCGUUCUCGGUGUUGAAGGGAGGAAAGAAAGUUGGGAACACGAAGGUGAUGAAGAACGUGGCGAAUACUAGUGUGUUGAGCUGGGGUGGGAAGUUGCUGUGUUUGUGGGAAGGUGGAGACCCGUAUGAGAUUGAACCGGAGACCUUGGAUACGGUCGGGAAGGUCAAGCUGAUGGAGGGCUGUGAUCCGGCGGUGGAGACUGGUGGCGGUGGCGGUGGUGUAUGGGAUGUGGCUGCGAGGUUGCUGAAGCCGAUCUUGUACGGAGUGUUUGAAAUGCCGCCUAAGAGACUAUUAUCUCAUUACAAGCUCGACAGUUGCAGAAAUAGGCUUCUUAUGGUGUCGUGCAAUGCAGAAGACAUGCUUCUACCACGCAGUCAUUUUAUAUUUUAUGAAUAUGACUCGAGUUUUAAGGAGGUGGCAAAGCAAGAGUUUACCAUCCCAGAUCACUUGAUGAUCCAUGACUGGGCUUUCACCGACUCUCAUUAUAUCUUAUUUGCUAAUCGCAUCAAGCUUGAUGUUGUCGGUGCAAUGACUGCAGUUUGUGGGACUACUCCGAUGAUAACAGCAUUAUCAGUAAACCCUAGCAAGGACACUUCUCCCAUAUACCUGCUUCCUCGCUUUCCCGAUAAAGGGAAUCAUAAUCGAGAUUGGAGAGUGCCUAUUGAAGCUCCUUCACAGUUUUGGCUGCUACAUGUAUGCAAUGCCUAUGAGAAUUUAGAUGAGAAUGGGAACUCCGAGAUCCAAAUACAUGGUUCUGCUUGCUCUUACGAGUGGUUCAAUUUCCAAAAGUUAUUUGGAUAUGAUUGGCAAAGUGGUAAACUAGACCCUUCGGUUAUGAACAUAACCGGAAGCAAGUCAUUGCCUCACCUUGUUAAGGUUUCUAUCAACUUGGAUGCCAAUGGGAACUGUCAAAGAUGUGAUGCGGAGCCUUUGAACGAGUGGAACAAGUCAUCAGAUUUUCCGGUGAUCAAUCCAGCAUUUUCAGGCACCAAAAACAAAUACAUAUAUGCAGCAGCCUCUUCGGGUUCUCGCAGUGCAUUGCCAAGCUUUCCAUUCGAUAUGGUGGUGAAGCUCAAUGCCUCGACUAAAUCUGUGCACACAUGGUCUGUUGGUAGUAGAAGAUUUAUCGGCGAACCCACUUUCAUCUCCAAAGGUUCUGAAGAAGAUGAUGGUUACAUUCUUGUAGUCGAGUAUGCAGUUGCAGUUCAAAGAUGCUAUCUGGUCAUCUUGGACUCGAAGAAAAUUGGAGCAGCUGAUGCGCUUGUGGCAAGACUUGAAGUCCCUAAGCACCUAAACUUUCCUCUUGGUUUUCAUGGUUUUUGGGCUAGUGACGACUGACGAGUAAAUUUUGAAGACAUGGCUGUACAUAAUCUCAACCCAAUGAUGCAUGUACACCGGUGUAAAGGACUUG
Molecule: messenger RNA, 1936 nt
Organism: Fragaria vesca subsp. vesca
Lineage: Eukaryota; Viridiplantae; Streptophyta; Magnoliopsida; Rosales; Rosaceae
Product: carotenoid cleavage dioxygenase 7, chloroplastic-like
Exons: 5
Coding region: 7-1863 (618 amino acids)
Biological process (GO): carotene catabolic process
Cellular component (GO): chloroplast stroma
Molecular function (GO): 9-cis-epoxycarotenoid dioxygenase activity
Source: RefSeq, a predicted model, not a curated record